This is a messenger RNA of Mercenaria mercenaria, 3997 nucleotides long. Its product is annotated as toll-like receptor 1. Gene Ontology annotation, molecular function: transmembrane signaling receptor activity; protein binding. The record is from RefSeq and is a predicted model, not a curated record. Gene Ontology annotation, biological process: immune response; toll-like receptor signaling pathway. The transcript has 2 exons. NCBI's taxonomy places the organism in Eukaryota, Metazoa, Mollusca, Bivalvia, Venerida, Veneridae. Bases 703 to 2895 code for a protein of 730 amino acids. Gene Ontology annotation, cellular component: membrane.
UGAUCUCACGCUUCUCCAUCAUGAGCAGGCGCGCAAAUCAUGAUGGCAAAGCGCGAAAUCAUGAUGACAAAGCGCGAGAUCACGAUGGCGAAACCGCGAAAUAAUUUAAAAGGUGUAAGAAACAUUUUGCAGAAUAUUGUUUUAGAUAAAGAAAAAAGAUAAGGAAAAUACCUAUAACGAAGUUGACGUAAUGAAGACGUCGCUAUACCGGAAUGCUUUCCCUACGCAAUGUAUCAGUUUUUGGUACAUUUGUAUCAGUAUCAUGAAACGUAGCAUGUCUUUAUUGACUAGUCUGGUAUUCAGUUUGGAGUUACGACAGAUUCCUUGUAGCCACUAUCAUACUUACAGACAUAUCUCUUGAUGCGCAGGCUGGUCUGGAUCCAUGCUGGUCGCAAACACACUAUGUUGAUUUACUCAUGGCGCGGCUCAGUAUAGCAUAAAAUGUCUGUUAUCUGAUACAUUUGACUUACAUUUUUGAAAACUAAUUUCAUGCACAUAAUUUUGUAAAACGAAGGAGGAAGUGUUGAAUAACCAUUCAAAUUUUAUGAUGGUGUCGUUCUUUCUUUACAUUUGAAGAAAAAGGUUAAUUUUGGAUUUAUAACUUUUCGGUUGGGUAAUUUCAAAAACUAGAUGCAGAAUUUUGUUUCUGACGAUUAACAGGUCAUGGAUUUAGAUCUAUAUGUUUAGAAGAAAGCAAUAAGGAUGAAGAAAUCAAAAUUUAUUGCUUACUAUUAUUGCUUGAUACAGUUGGUUGUAACAUAUGAACUUCCGGUUGAUUGUAAUUUCUUAAAUACCGUUCUCACCUGUCAGCGAUCAAUACCAAGUGAAAUUCCAGCUAGAACACAAACUGUUUACAUCAAGGAUUACGAUAACGGCAAUAUAGGACAAGGAAGAUUUUCACAUUCCAGCUGGAGAUCAGUUAAACGGUUUGAUAUUAAUGCCAACAUUGAAAUAUCUCUCUACAUCAAAGAUUUUGUAUUUCUGGGGUUAGAAAAAAUGACAACACUUGGAAUCCAUGCCAGGAAGGGAAAUAUUGUAGAUGACAAAGCUUUUGUUGGAGUUGAUCUUGUAGAAAAAUUGGACCUUUCUAAUAUGAUAGCUCUAGAAUCGGAAACGCUUAUAAAACCGUUAUUAUAUGAUAAUGUGUUGCCAAAUCUUCGUGUACUAAUCUUAGAGAAUGUGAAUACGGAAGAAAACAAUUUUAAUUUCAACCUUUCACGAAGUUUCGUGCACAUAAUACAGUCGAAAAAUAUAACAGAAAUUAGUUUAAGAGGUACUAACCUUCUUAUAGAAAAUAAUGCGAAUGCCAUUUCAACUGGGGUGCAUAUUCUAGAUGUUUCGAACGUAAGUUUUUCAUUUACAAAAGGGUUUGAAUGGGACAUUACGUUUCCACAUUUGAAAACAUUAAAUAUUUCUAGUCCCAUUACCAGAUAUUUUUCAAACAUGCGUUAUGCCAACACAGUUAAUAGUGUAAGCUGUGACUAUGAAGGUCUACCGUUAAUAACACUGGAGAAACUUUACGCAAACUUCUAUUACCGUGAUAAAGAGGUUUAUGUCAACAAUGUUACUAUUGACAUGUCUGCACCGUGCUUUCAAGUGAUGAAGUUUGAAGUUAUACACCUUCGAGGAAACAAGUUACCUUUCCUGAAUGCAACAAUUCAUCUUCCUGCAAACUUCUCCUUAUAUGAACUUGAUUUAUCCUUGAAUAGCAUGACAUUUUUAUCUGCAACUGUUUUGAAAGACAUGAUCAACCUCAACAAUUUGUAUCUUGGUGGAAAUUUAUUGUACAGCAUGACAAGUCAUCCUGAUUUUAAAAUCCUUUUCAAGCCCUUGCAUAGGCUUAAAAGAUUAUCUCUUGACUACAAUCAGAUAACAUAUAUCCCUGUACAGACAUUUCUUCAUAAUUUAAAUCUAGAAUGGCUUGACUUGCAAGGAAACUAUUUGAUGUCUACAUCAUUUUUGCAUUUACAAAUGUCAAAUUUGAACUUUCUCAAUAUAUCUUACAAUAGAAUCGCAUACCUCACUGGUGAUGAUUUAAUGAAACUAAAGAUAAUAGCAACCGGAAACGGAAGUAAACUGCCAGAAGUUAUGAUGAAUGACAAUCCCUUUGAAUGCUCAUGUGAAACUGUUGACUUUAUAGAAAUGAUCCGUACAACAAUUUUGAAUAACACCCGGCAAUAUUUAUGCAAUUUCGAAAAAGAAACGACACCAAUAAAUGACAAGAGCGUAGCAAAAGCGAAAUUUCUAUGUAUCAGAGCAAUUGUUUAUACCAUUUCUUCAGUUAUAUCUGUGUUGGUAGUUCUGUCAUUAUUCAUAAUGUUCUUUUUAACUUUGCGUUACUUUCGUAAAAAGCGACAAGUAACCAAAUUACAAACUUUCCUUCGAAAGUUCAACAGAGAUCAGCUACGCGAAAAUUUCCUCUGCUUAUUGUCGUAUAGUGACAGCGAUGCGAAAGUUUCAAAUCAAUUAUUUAUACGUUUAGAGGCCUUAUUAAAGGAAAUUGCCAAGUAUGAAGAUGAUGCUAUAUGUGUUGAUUUUAAACAUUUUCGAGCAGGUAAACCUAUUGUUGAAGAAAUUAUGAGAUGUAUGUCUGAAUCACUUGUUGCAGUAUUUGUAGUGUCUGAGGCCUUUUGUCGAAGUGACUGGUGUUGUUUAGAAGUCAAAGAAGCAUACGAACAACAAAAACCAAUUAUUCUUAUCUUCGUUGAAGAGGUAUCAGAAGAAAGUAUGACGAUUUAUAUCAGGAACAUAUUUCACCGUUAUAGUCGGGGUAAGCUUGUUGCGACAGAAAACGGUGAAAUAGACUUCAAGCCUGGUGGCCUUAAAGGACUUUGCAAUUCAAUUAUCUUGUUAGGCAGUGAAGUCGAGCAGCCAACGGAUGAGACUCAAGUAUAAAGUAAAAAAAAGGAAUAAAAGCUGUGGAACAGAAACAAACAGAAAUUAUUGAAAACUUUGAUACUCUGAAGAUGCACGAACGAAGGGACAGUAAAGAACCAUAAUUAUAGAAUUUAUAAAUCGCAACAUUUAAAGCUUGCUCCUUAAGACGUUUCUCAAAAUAGUAGUAUUUUUCUCUACAAGUUGUAUUUAUAUAUAGAGAGAUAAACAUGUGUUUGGGGUUUAUUGUAUAUGCAUUUGUAAGGCAUUCUAGGUCCACACACGUACAAAAGAACACUAAACCAAGUUAGGUAGUCCUUAUGAACUUGGUCAGAGAUGCAAAUCAUCCAAAUUUACGACCCUACUGUGAACUGACUUUAUCUCUUGCUGGAACGUUAAUGUCACGUCAAUACAAAAGACAGAACAAUACAAAAGAUAUCAUAUUUUGUGUGAUGACAUCAUUGUCUAUGUGUUGAAUGUUUGCCCAAAGAAGUCAGACAUAAGACAGACCAUGUGGGAUUUUGUCAUAAGUGAUAUGGGAUAACAUUCCUUUAUAGAUUGGAUAAACAAACCUAGAAAUAUUUAGGUUGAUAUUCUUCUCAAUGUUACUUUCUACGAGGUCAGAAAAUCUCGGUCUUUUUCUUCUAAGACUGCCAUAUCGUAUUUUCAACAACGGAACACUGAGUGGUUACUGCAAUGCUGUUCCAUGCAAGUUGACUAUGUAUAUAUGGUGGAUAUUAAGCGGGACAUGUUGAUUAUGUAUAUAAUCAUUAUCAACUUGGUUCUUUAUUUCAAUGUAUAUAUCAUUAUUUGUUCUAAGCAUAUAAAUGUUGCAGUCAUGCAGUCACCUAUGAGAAUAUCAAAGAUAGAGAGAACUUUCAUCAUGUUAACUUCAUUGUAAAUAACCGAUUUUGUGUUUUGUUUUAUGUACUUAUUACACCGAGUUAACGUUUACGAUGAUGUUAACUUCAUGAUGUCUAUGAUACAUUGAAAUGUUUGUUUAUACUAUAUCAAUAUGUUAUUUAUUUGCUCAGUAAGCGUUAGAAUGAUAAAACCUUAUCUAUUAUUAUAACGUACUGACAAGGCAAACAUACUUAUUUGAAUAAAUCUGUCUUAACACUGA